GAUUCCGUGCGUCACUGUGCAUCACCUUCCCGACCUGUUUGAUGCAGUUUCAUGCCACUUUGACACUGACAGCUGACGGAUCUGAACGAGGGGAGUUUGGAGUUACAGAGGAAAACGCACCCUUUUGAGAGAAAUUAUGAGAAACUUGGUCCUGUGAUUAGUAUUUCCAGUUCACAGCUGACAAGUGGGAAAUGGAGAAUAAGGCCAUGUAUCUGAGUACAUACGAAGAGCGAGAGAACGGCUCCAUAUAUGAGGAGGCAUACGAUGGACGCAACCUGUCCAAACUCAACCUCUGUGAUGAAGGUUCUGCGAAGCGCCGCAGGAAGCAGGAUCAGUGCUGCAGUCACCUGAACUCCCUGUCCGCCAUCAAGUACGCCAUCGUCUCUCUCUACAUCCUGGUUCUCCUCAGCAUCUUUGGACUCUGCCUGGCAGUCUCACGUUCCCAGGUUUCUUCAGAACGGCAGGAGGUGCUGAUGGAGAACGUGACCCAGAUGUCGGAGCGCUCCCAGCUGCUCCAGCAGACCCUGGGCAAGGCGUCCAUGCAGGCUGACCUGCUGGAGAACAUCUGGAAGCUGGAGAACCUCUUCCAGAACCACAGCGACUGGCUGCAGAGGCUGGAGAUCCUCAUCAAGGGCCUGGAGGUGGAGCUGAGGAGCAUCCAGGCGCACUCCCUUCAGUCAGAGGGUUACCUGGUGCAGCUGGACGACAGGCUGGCCUCGCUGAGCACCUCCACCAGCAGGAACCUGACAGGCUUUGGUGCGGAGCUGACGCGAGCCUCCACCUGGCUUCGCGAACAGGACCACCUGCUCAGGGACACCUCAGGUCAGGUCAGUGGGCUCAGAGAGAGGCUGGAGGAGGUUAACUGGACGGUGGGAGCUGUCAAUCAUACCUUCAGCAGUGACAUAAACAUUCACCACUUGAAGAUCCAGGAUUUGCAGAUCCAGAUCAGCAACAUCACAGAAGACACCACCAGUCUGUGGGUGACCCACGUCCACACAGAAGCCCAGCUGAGGAACGAGAUGGAGAUCCUCAACACAAUCACAGAGGACCUGCGCCUCAAGGACUGGGAGCACUCCAUGGCCCUGAAGAACCUCACCAUACUGGAAGGGCCUCCAGGGCCAAAGGGAGAAAAAGGUGACGUAGGACAACUGGGGCCCCCUGGGGUCCCUGGGUUGGCUGGAGUGAGAGGUUUGACAGGCGAGAAAGGCAUCCAGGGCCCUCGGGGUAUGAAAGGGUCAAUUGGGGUCGACGGCACUCAGGGAGAGAAAGGCGACACUGGACCUGCUGGGCCUAAAGGUGACAGAGGAGAGAGAGGGAUGAAAGGCGAGAAGGGCGAUCGAGGAGACCGAGGAGAGAAAACAGUGGGGGAGAUCCUGGUGCGGCUGGUGAAUGGGUCAGGUCCUCAUGAGGGUCGCGUGGAGGUUUACCACGAGCGCCGCUGGGGGACGGUGUGUGAUGAUGUCUGGGACAAAAAGGACGGAGACGUGGUCUGUAGGAUGCUGGGAUACCGAGGAGCCACCGAGGUUCAUAAGACUGGACGCUUCGGACAAGGUACUGGUCUGAUCUGGAUGGAUGAUGUAGCCUGCAUAGGGAAUGAAGACACAAUCCACCAGUGCAAGUUUUCCGGCUGGGGCAAAACCAACUGUGGCCACGUGGAGGAUGCCGGUGUGACCUGCGCCACUUAACAUCCGUGGUCCUGACACUGUUGCACCAGUGGACCAUCUCCUCAAACACUGAGUGCCUUCCACACUAACAAGCUGCAAGGUGCACCUCUUGAGCUGGCUUGUUACCUACCACUUGACCCUCGGGUGUCAUAUUAGCGGUACGCUGCCUUUUUACCUGCAAAAAGCGCCACCCCACCUGGCAAACCACCGUCUUGUCCGUGAAGAGCGCCACCAAAUCUGCUGCCUUUUCAGAGGUUUACCACUAAACAUGUGACCAUUUUUUUUAACCUCGAGGCUAUAUCUUGGGGCCACUAUAAAUACAUGUGUUUUGAAUUCUGUAUUCUUUGACCAACAAAAUUUUGUUUUACAUAAAUAAGCC
Molecule: messenger RNA, 2043 nt
Organism: Myripristis murdjan (pinecone soldierfish)
Lineage: Eukaryota; Metazoa; Chordata; Actinopteri; Holocentriformes; Holocentridae
Gene: scara5
Product: scavenger receptor class A, member 5 (putative)
Exons: 12
Coding region: 192-1685 (497 amino acids)
Biological process (GO): iron ion transmembrane transport; zymogen activation
Cellular component (GO): plasma membrane
Molecular function (GO): ferritin receptor activity; serine-type endopeptidase activity
Source: RefSeq, a predicted model, not a curated record